AAUUACCCUCACCCAACAUUAUCCAUCUGUCCCACAGUUCGUUGCCACCUUUCCACCGAUCAACAUGAAAAACUUUCAGCUCGAGUUUCUAGUUUUCGCUCUGCUGGUCGCCAUCUCAGCCACUUGUGCCGCUUCCGCAGCGAGAAGAGGCCCCAUUCCGGACCGGCCAAUAGUUUACCCGGUCAGCCAGGAGAAAGAACUCGGCGAUCUGUGUCAGGUCUACUAUCCCACCGAUCCGUACCCCAAGACGGGAUUCUGCAUGCGUGUCAACGAGUGCGAAUCGUUCUCAUUGAGGGUGUUCUACCAGCCGAAUUUCAACGUCCACCGGGAACUGUGCUACUUCGAGGUCCACGAUCCGGUUGUUUGCUGUCUGAGUGCGCGGGAUGCUGGACCGCCGUUUGUGGCGCAAAGGACCCAGCUCACCCGGGAUUGGCCGUACGAGUACGACAGAGCGAACUUGGUUUGAUACCAGUGAUUGUGUGAUUAGUGAAAUAUAGUUAGUGAUAAAAGUUAA
Molecule: messenger RNA, 514 nt
Organism: Aedes aegypti (yellow fever mosquito)
Lineage: Eukaryota; Metazoa; Arthropoda; Insecta; Diptera; Culicidae
Exons: 2
Coding region: 65-466 (133 amino acids)
Source: RefSeq, a predicted model, not a curated record